UCUUCUUGUAGAAAGGUGCAGAACUUCUAAUAAUCUCUAAUAAUCCUCUUAUAAAGCGUUUGUAUUGACAUAUCUUAGUCCUGGUGAUGCAGCCGCCGGUGGUUGACUUUUCUACCUGGUCUACUUCCUUGUGGGCGGAGCUACAGAUGCUAAGCUAAUCAGAUCAGAGCUCACACAUGCUGAGAGGCUGCUGGAGGAGGAAACGUUCAUUCAGAAGCUGCUCACCUUUACCUGCCGUCUGCUCCCUUAUAACCAGGAGAAACUGGAGGUUUAACUGGAUUUAAGGGCCGUUUGUUGUUGUUGUUUUGUUGUCGGAGCAGGAAGCCGUUUGUUGUUGUUGUUUUGUUGUCGGAGCAGGAAGCCGUUUGUUGUUGUUGUUUUGUUGUUGGAGCAGGAAGCCGUUUGUUGUUGUUGUUUUGUUGUCGGAGCAGGAAGCCGUUUGUUGUUGUUGUUUUGUUGUCGGAGCAGGAAGCCGUUUGUUGUUGUUGUUUUGUUGUUGGAGCAGGAAGCCGUUUGUUGUUGUUGUUUUGUUGUCGGAGCAGGAAGCCGUUUGUUGUCGGAGCUGCAGGAGUGAAAGUGUCUCUUCGUUCAUGGAAAGUUAAAGCGACCGAGACACUUUCAGCUUCACGUUUGUCGUCGUGUUGGAUGGAAGAGUCGAGUUUAUGAGCUUUGGGUGAAUUUCUGACUGCAGCUGUGGAGAUUCCAACGUCUUCAGUGAUUAUAAAUGGAAGUAAAAUUGUCUAAAAAUGGUGGAUAAACUGUUUCAGUACAGACAGGUGGAAGAAGUACUCUUUCUAUGUAAAAUGAUUCAAGUCUUGGCAUUAAAAUAUACUUAAACUACCCAAAGAAAGAGUACUAAUUGUGCAGAAUAAUGUAUAUUAUUCAUUAGAAUAACUCAAUGAAGUACUUGAGAAUAAUCUAUAUUGCUGAAUUAAUGUUAAUUUCUGACUUAAAAGUAAAAGUUUAAUCAUUGUUAUAGGUGUAGAUAAUGGGGGAAAUAGUUAAAAUGAUGGCUUAUUUAUUAAACUUUAUCUUAAGUGUCAAUAUUUUGUAAUAUUGGAUGUAGAUGGUAGCUCAGUUAAUGUCAGUGGAAUGGCUAAAAAUGAAAGUUUAAUCGUUGUUAUAGCUUUAGCUAAGAGAGGAAAUGGUUAAAUUAAUAGAUAUUUUAUUUAAGUAUGACUUAUUUAUAAUAUUGGGUGUAGAUGGUGAUUAGAGCUCUGUUCAUGUUGGAAUCACUAAAAAUAAAGAGUGAACCAUUUCAAAAACAGUUCAAAAUAAUUUAACAAUGGAAGUAGCUCCAGAAAAUGUGAAAAUUAUUCUAUUAAAAACAUAAUCAGUGGUGGUCAAUACUAUCUGAAAUAGUAGAACUCCUAAAAACGUACAUUUAAUCAAGAAAAUGCUGUUAAUUCAUCAUAAUAAAUAACCAGAAUAUAGUUGUUGUACUGAGUGGGUUGGCUCUAAUGUAAAUGCAGGAUAAAGCUGUUUUCAUCCAUCUAUUGACUGAUUGAUCUGCCUGAUGUUGUUCUGUGAUGGGUGGAGGUAUGUCCAGCUCCAGGGGUUCACCUGACCAGCUGUGUCACAGGUAGAGUGUCCAGGUGUACUUUUCAUCCAUCAGCACUGAUACAGGUGUAGUUGUAGCUUCAGGUGUGUUCAGAGGUUUCAACAGGACUCAAACUGGAGGAUCCUCAGGUGUUUUUAACGUAGACAGCAUCUGUAGUGGUUUCUGUUGGUAAACGGGUACAAAGUGUUAAAUGACGUCUGAAGCAGUCAAAGGAGCGUCCAGGUGUGUUCAGGUGUGUGAUGAGCUGCAGGUGACAUCAUGUCAGUAGGAGGGAGUCUCAGUGGACUGUGGGUGAAGAGGAAGUACAGGAGAGAAUCUUCCAACACUUCCUGGUUCAAGAUUGUGGGGCUGCUGAUGGAGCUGGAUGCUAUGAAGGUCCAGUAUGAGAGGAUGGUGUCAGAUCUGCUUCACUGGAUCAAAACCAAGGUGGUGCAGCUGAAUGACAGAAGAUUCCCCAACUCUCUGAGAGAGAUGCAGACACUGAUGACGGCUUUUAAAACCUACAGAACUGUGGAGAAACCUCCUAAAUACCAGGAACGAGGAGCGAUUGAAGCUCACCUGUUCAGCCUGAAGACUCAGCUGGCAGCCAACAACCAGCGGGCCUACAAUCCUCCAGAAGGUAAAACCCUGAGGGACAUCGAGAAGAGUUGGGUUUUACUGGAGAGAGCUGAACACGAGCGAGAACGAGCCCUGCAGGAGGCGCUGCUCCGCCUGGAGAACCUGGAGCAGCUGGCCCAGAAGUUCAACAGGAAGGCGGCUCUGAGGGAGGGUUACCUGGAGGACACGCUGCGUCUGAUCCGGAGGCAGGACAUCCGAGGCCUGUCCACGCUGGAGGAGGCUGUGGCGGCCGGUCGGCGUCUGGAGGCUCUGUCCACCGACGCUCUGGCCAGAGAGCCUCGCUUCACGGCCCUCAGAGACAUGGCUAAAUCCAUCCAGAGAGGAAACUACCACAGCAAGGAGCAGGUCAUUAGGAGGGAGGAGAACAUCAGCUGCCGAUGGAAGGACCUGCUGCAGCAGCUCCAGGAGCAGAGGGGGCUGCUGGGAAAUGUAGUCGACACUCUGAGCAUCCUCAGAGACAUCGAGCUCGUCUCCCAGGAGCUGAAAGAGCUGCAGUCCCAGGCGAGCUCCUCUGAUCUGGGGAGGCAGCUGGCCGAGGUGGAGUCUCUGCUGCAGAAACAGGACCUUCUGGAAGCUCAGAUCUCCUCUCACGGUGAAACCAUCGCCUCCAUCAGCAGCAGAGCGCUCAAGGGGAAAGUCAGAGACGGUCAGCAGAUCCAGAGCAGAGUGAGAGCUCUGGACGCUCAGUACAAGUCUCUGGUGUCUCUGAGCAGCAGCAGGAGGAGGCAGCUGGAGGCUCAGCUCCGGCUCUUUGAGUUCUUCUAUGACGGUGAGGAGCUGGAGGCCUGGCUCUACGAACGCUGGGUGAAGCUGCAGACCGCCGGACUGGGACGAGACCUGAACCACAUCCAGCUGGCUCAGCACAAACACAAGGUGCUGGAGGCGGAGCUCCAGGCCCAGGAGUCUCUGUACCAGGGGGUUCUGGGUCGGGGUCAGGACCUGAUGUCCAAGCAGAGCCAGGAGAGCCAGCGGGCCAUCCAGAAGUGGAUCAGAACCUUAAAGAAGCAGUGGAGCCAGCUGACAGAGGAAGUGACAUCACGGCGCAACAGGCUGCAGGCCGCCACCACCAUCAAACAGUACUUUGCAGACGUGGCCGAGGCUAACUCCUGGCUGGGCGACAGGAAGCCGCUGCUGACCAGCGAGGAUCAUGGGAAGGACGAGUCGAGCACCGGGCUGCUGCUGCAGCGCCACCAGAGGCUGGAGAAGGAACUGUCGGCGUACGCCUCGGAGAUAAAGAGGCUGUCGGAGCAGGCCAAGAGUGCCGCUCAGCUGACGGCUCUGACUGCGGAACCUCAGCAGAUUAAGAUGAUCCAGUACAGCGACUCUUCCAGCGACGAGGAGGCGGGACCAGCAGCUGUGACCUCAUCACCCAAAGCCCGGAGUGGGAGGGGCUCUGUAAGCUCCGCCCCUCAGAGCGAGCCGAGCAGAGCCACGGUCCGGUUCAGAUACGGCCGAGGUCAGUUCCCGUGGGAUCGUAAUGAGAUGGUGACGAUCGUCGGCCCUGGGCCCGACGAAGACAAAGUUCUGGCCAAAGACAGUCGAGGAAACCAGCAGGUCAUCCCCAAAACCUACCUGACCCUGCUGCCGGCCACGGCUCCUCCCCCAACCCCGCCUGUCUCCACCAAUGGCGAGCCAGAAAGCCCGAGCAGGAAGCUGAGUCGUCCGAGGCGAAGCCGCUCGAUGCGUCGAAGCACGACGGAGAUCCAGACCGCCUGGCUGCCGGACCUGCAGUACCAGAGAGACACGGUGGAGGAGACACAGGCCGGUCUGGACCAGGAAUACAACUCCCUGUACAGCCUGGUGAAGUCGAAGACGAGGAUUCUGGAGGAAACGCUGCGUCUGCAUCGCUUCUACAACAGCUGCCAGGAGUUUGAGUCGUGGAUGGAGGACAAGGAGAACAUCCUGAACACCUUCAGCACCGACGGAGACAAUCUGGGAGUCGUUCAGGCCAAGUAUGAGAACUUCCUGACUGAGUUGGUGAGUGGGCGGGGCCAGCUGGAUGACAUCAUCAAACUGGGGGAGGAGCUGGUGAGGCGUCGCCACAGUAAGCAGAAGGAGAUCCAGGCCAGGCAGAGGAGAGUCUCCAGCAGGUGGGAUCGAAUCCAGCAGCUGAAGGAUGAAAAAGGUCACGAGCUGCUGAGUACGGCCGACGUCCAGAUGUUCCUGCGGAGCUGUGAAGAAGCUAAAGCCCAGCUUCAGUCUCAGAUGUCCCAGAUGAACGCCGUGGACGUCGGCUGCAGCUCCUUCACUCUGCAGAACGAGGAGAAGAACCAGAGCCAGGCCCUCAGAGACAUCCAGGUCCUGGAGGGGAAGAUCUCCUACCUGAAGAGCAUCGCCAAGAUGAAGCAGGACUGCAGUCCAGCAGAAAGUGCCGCCAUCAUGGAGGAGGUUCGAGGUUUGGAGGCUCUUCUGAAGCAGGUGAAGCGUCGGGCAGCAGACAGACAGCGCCACCUGGAGGACGCCCGCCGGCUGCAGAGCUUCCAGCAGCAGGCCAAGGAGCUGCAGCGCUGGGCGGGGUCGGUCCAGGAGCGCCUCCUGCAGGAGGAGUCGGCCGGAGACGUGGCCUCGGCUGUAGCUCUGCUGGAGCAACACCAGGAGCUGAGGCUGGAGAUGGAGGAGCAGAGGAGCAGGCUGAAGGAGAUGGAGAAGUUGGGUAAAUCCCUCCAUCAGGGUUCGACCGGUGGCGUCGACAUCCAGCAAACCCUGAAGGAACUCGGCUCUGAUUGGUCCGAGCUGGACAGGCUGUGGACCAAUAAAAAGCAGCGUCUGGAGCAGGGGGUGGAGCUACAGAGGCUGAACCAGGAAGGAGAUCGAAUCGAGGCGACGCUGUCCGGACACGAAGCCCGGCUGAGGGUCAAAGACGUCGGGGACUCGGUGGACAGUGUUCACAGCCUGCUGGGCCGGCAGGAGGAGCUGGAAGGUCUCCUGAAGGCUCUGGACCAGCGGGUGGACAACUUCAGCGAACGCAGCAAAGAACUGAUUGACCAACAGCACUACGCUGCUAAACACAUCAAGGAGCGCAGCAAGAGCAUCCAGAAGGCCAACAAGAGGCUGAAGGAAAGCAGCAGGCAGAGGAGGAACCUGCUGCUGGCCUCCAAGAAGUACCAGGAGUUCCAGAGAGACGCCGAGGAGCUGCUGCUGUGGAUGGAGGAGAAGUUUAAGGUGGCUGAAGACGAGUCGUACCGCGACCCCACAAACAUCCUCAGGAAGCUGAAGAAACACGAAGCGGCCGAGAAGGAGAUGCAGGCCAACCAGGUGUGGCUGGACAGACUGGUUCAGCUGGGACAGGAGAUGCUGGCUGAGGAGCAUCACAACAGUCAGAGCAUCAGCAGGACGUCCUCUCUGCUCAGCAGCCGCUGGAGGAGGCUGCAGGACAAGAUGGCCGACAGAGGAGACAAACUGAGGCAGGCGGGGCAACAGGAGCAGCUGAUGGAGCUGCUGCAGGACGCCAAGCUGAAGAUCGAGGCCAUCCAGUGGAUGCUGAACAACGCCUCCAAAGGUCACGACCUGCGCUCCAGCCGACAGCUGCUGAAAGAGCAUCAGCAGCUGGAGCAGGAGGCCAAGGAGCUGGCGGAGAAGAUCAACUCCAUCGUCAGCAGAGCUCAGCAUCUGGCCUCCAACCACUUUGACUCUCACAGGAUCCUGCAGGAGACGGACACGUACCUCACUCUGUUCAAAUCCCUGCAGAAGCCUCUGGACCAGCGUCGAGCUCAGCUGGAGGCGUCGGUGAAGCUGUUUGAGUUCUAUCACGACGUGGAUCUGGAGCUCAGCUGGAUCUCUGAACGGGUUCCUGCUUCGGUGUCUACAGGAUACGACAAAUCUCUGGCCGGAGCCACCAGCCUGAUGCAGAAACACAAGGAGCUGCAGGCUGAAGUUAACGCCCACAGAAAACAUCUGAACCACGUCCUGGAAAAAGGAAAACGUCGAGCUAAAUCCAGCAAAUCAGACUCUGAGGAAGUGCUGCAGAGGUGCAACCACCUGAGUGCAGAGUGGGAGGAGCUUGAGGAGGCCUGCAGCAGGAGAGCAGCUCACCUGUCCAAAGCCAUCACCAGAGAACAGCUUCUGCUGGACUGCUCAGAGCUGGAGUCCAGACUCACCGAGAUGCUGAGUCUGGUGAACACCGAAGAUUACGGCAAAGACCAUCUGGCCACGCAGAGUUUGAUCACCAAACACCAGGUGUUGGAGGGCCAGCUGGAGGUCCUGGAGGUGGAGGUGGAGGAGCUAGGAGACCAGGUGGACCAGGCUCUCCAGAACUGGAGCCUGGAGGAGCUCAGCAGACCUUCUAGUCGGGUCAGCAGCCUCCACCAGGAGCUGCAGCACCAGGCAGCCCUCAGGGGUCAGAAACUGAACGAAGUCCUUCAUCUGCACGAGUUCAGACGAGAAGCCUCAGAGUUGGAGGACUGGAUGAACCAGCAGAGACAGACGGCAGAGUCUCAGGACCUGGGCAACGACUACCAGCAUGUCCAGCUGCUUCGUGGGAAGUUUGAAGGUUUCCUGAAGCAGCUGGAGGUGGGAGAAGAUCGACUGCAGGCCUGCAGCGACUCGGCAGCUCGACUGAUACGCAGCAAACAUCCUCAGAGUUCUGCAGUGAAAGACGCUCUGCAGCAGCUCAGGUCCAGCUGGGAGGAUCUAAAAGUCGUGGCAAAGGAGCGUCAGGAUCGUCUGCAGACAGCUGAGGAAUGUCACCGAUUCUACAGAGACCUGAGCGACGCUCUGACGCUCAUACAGGAGCGACAUAAGAGCAUCCCCGACGACGUGGCGAAGGAUCUGCGAGGAGUGAUGUCACAGCUGAGGAAACAUGAAGCUCUGCUGCAUGAACUGGCCACCACCGAGGAGCAGCUGCAGGAGCAGUUGGACGCCGUGGACCUCGUCCUGGAUCUCUGCACGCCGCAGCUGAAGCUCCGCCUCCAGGAAGUACAGCAGGAAGUGGUGGAGAAGUGGGAGGAGCUCCGACUUCACACUGAACGGAGGGAGGAGGAGCUUAAACUGACCUGUCAGAGAUACACGUUCCUCAACACAGCACAGGACUUCCUGCUGUGGUGCAGUCAGCUGAUCGGCUCCAUGGCGGCCGAGGAGAGCAUCAGCGACGUGGCGACGGCCGACCUGCAGCUGGCUCAGCACCAGCAGCUGUGGGCCGAGAUGGAGGCCUGGCAGGAGACCUACCAGCAGGUUCUGGACAUGGGAGAGGAGCUGCAGAAGCAGGAUCGGAGCGACCGCAGGGAGGUGCUGGACAAGCUGGAGGCUCUGCAGGGAGAAAGAGACAAACUGGAGGACCACUGGAAGAAGAAGCAGAGCUGGCUGGAGACCGUUCACCUGGAGCAGAUCUUCUACAGAGACAUCAGCAGCAUGGACAAGACGUCCAACUCACAGGAGAUCCUGUUGCAGAGCAGCACUCUGGGAAACACCGUGGACGAGACAGACGGUUUGAUCAAACGCCAUGAAGCUUUUGAGAAGCUACUGGGCCUGCAGGAGGACAAGAUCUCCUCUCUGAAGGAUCUCGCCGACCGUCUGAAGAAGCAGCUGAGCAAAGAGAAGAGUGGGCGGGUCAAAACCAGACACAGAGCUCUGCUGCAGAGACGGGCCAGGAUCAGAGAGCUGUCCGUCAAACGCAGAGAGGAGCUGGAGCUGUCCAGGCAUCUCUGCAUCUUCAGCAGAGACGUCGCCCAGGCCGAGGAGUGGGUGUCUGAGCGGAUGCAGAAGAUGGCGGAGGACGGAACAGCCGACCUGAGCAAUCUGCAGACCAAGAUGAAGCUGCUGCAGAAACAUCAGGUGUUUGAGGCAGAGAUCCUGGCUCACAGCGAGAUCAUCGACUCAGUGCUGAAGGCCGGUACCGAGCUGGUCUCCCUCCGCCAUCCUCAGUCCAAAGAGGUAAAGAAGAGCGCAGCGACAUUGGAGCUCCACUGGGAGGCGCUGAAGAAGGCUGUGGCCACCAGAGGAAAAGCUCUGGAGGACAACAGAGACUUCCUGGAGUUCCUGCAGAAGGUGGAGGAGGUGGAGGCCUGGAUCAGAAACAAGGAGGUGAUGGUGAACGUUGGAGAUGUUGGGAAGGACUACGAACACGGAGUUCAGCUGAUGAAGAAGCUCAGCGAGUUCAGAGGGAGUAAAGACGGGGAGGUGACGGUGGAUGACGCUCACAUCACCGCCAUCAACCGGCUGGCGGCCCGGCUGGAGAAGAGGCAGAGCGCCGAGGAGCUGCAGACGGUGAGGCAGAGGAGGCAGCAGCUCAACGACAGGUGGAGCAAGUUCCACGGAGAUCUGAGCAGCUACAAGAAGAAGCUGGAGGGGGCGCUGGUGGUCCACGACCUGAUCAGGGAGCUGGAGGAGGUCCGAGACCGAGCCAACGAGAAGAUGCUGCUGCUCCAGGACCAGGACUGUGGAUCAGACGUGGACGGUGUGGAGAACCUGAUCAAACGCCAUGAGGAAACGGAGAGAGAAGCCGGCGUGAUCCAGGAGAGAGCCAAGUCUCUGGAGAAAGACGUCUCUGAUCAGCUGAAGGCUCGGUCGGUGCUGAGCGACAAACUGAAGAGCAAACAGAAGGAGGUGCAGAAAGCUCUGAAGACUCUGGAUCAAGAAGUCAAACACCGGAAGGAGAAGCUGCAGGAGGCUCACCAGCUGCAGCUCUUCAAAGCCAACCAGCGCCUCCUGCUGGAGUGGAGCCUCAAACAGAGCAGCGACAUGUCAGAGAAAGGACUCCCCAAGACCAGAACUGAGGCCGAGAGGCUCAUCGUGGAGCACCAGGACUGGAAGACUGAGAUCGACGCCCGAGCCGAGCGCAUCGACUCCGUCCAGGACUUCGGUCUGGGUCUGAUCCGGUCGGGUCACGGCUCACAGGCAGAGAUCCAGAAAGCUCUGAAGCAGCUGGAGGAAGCUAAAGCUGGUCUGGACCGGACCUGGCUGAACCGGAACACGACCCUGGAGCAGGCCCGAACCCUGCAGAUGUUCCUGUCCUCAGUGGAGCAGUGUGAGAGCUGGCUCAGCAGCAACGAGGCCUUCAUCUCCAACCAGGACCUCGGGAACUCUGUGAUGGAGGUGGAGACGCUGCAGAGGAAGCAGGUCCAGUUUGAGGAGGCUCUGGAGGCUCAGUGGGAGCAGCUGGACCAGGUGGACAAACUGGGCCAGACCAUGAUCCAGCAGAAACACUACGACGCUGACAACAUCCGGACCAAGAGCAGAGCGCUGAACCGCAGGCGGAGUCAGCUGCAGCAGCAGAGCAGAUCUCGUCAUAAAGCUCUGGAUCGUUCCCUGCAGCUGCAGCAGUUUUUAUCCAGCAGUUACCAGGUGUGUGUUUGGCUGAAUGAGCGUAAUGCCGUGGCGUUGGAUGAGAGCUGGAGGGAACCAACCAACCUUCAGGCCAAACUGCUGAAACAUCAGAGCUUCGAGGCUGAGAUCCUCGCUAACCGCUACAGAGUGGAUGCCCUCACUAAGGAGGGAGAGAAGCUUCUGUCUGAGUCUCGAUCAGCUGAUGUGAAGGUUGGACCUCGACUCAGAGAGCUGAUGGACAGCUGGGACGCUCUGAUUCAAAACUGCAAGGAGAAGAAGACCCGACUGCAGGAAGCCUACCAGGCGCUGCAGUUCCAGCGAUCAUUGGAUGACAUGGAGCAGUGUGUUGCAUCAGUGGAGAGAGAACUGACCAAUGAGGACUGUGGCAGUGACUUACCUUCUGUCAACAGGCUGCUGAAGGCUCUGCAGGGCCUGGAGGAGGAAGUGGACGGACACCGGGACCGAAUCCAGGGUCUGGUGGAGACGGCGAAGAGCUUCCACUCUCAGGGAAACUUCCUGGCUGAGGAGAUCCAGACCAGAGUGGCUCAUACCAUCAACAAGUACAACGGUCUGUCGGAGCCCAUGCAGAACCGCCGGGAGACCCUGGAGGCCUGGCAGGUUCUGUUCCAGUUCUACAGAGACCUGGAGGAGGAGGUGGCCUGGCUGAGCGACAGACUGCCCUCCAUCACGGCCACAGACUGGGGGAGUUCACUGAGCAGCAUCCAGCAGCUGCUCCACAAACACCAGGCUGUGAUGCAGGAGAUCUCAGGUCGCACCCCAUUGGUCCAGGCUGUCCAGGAGGCGGGACACAGUCUGGUCAGGGGUCGACACUUCGCGUCUCACGACAUCCGAGAGCGUCUGGAGGAGCUGAAGAGUCUCCAUGAGAAGCUGCUGAAGGAGGCGGAGAAGAAGGGGAAGCUCCUGCAGGAGGCGCUGAACAUCCACACCUUCCUCACAGAACUGUCGGAGAUGCAGAUCUGGUUGGAGGAGCAGCGAGUCGGUUUGGAGUCCCGGGACUGUGGGAGGACUGAGGAGGCGACGGAGGCUCUGCUGAGGAGGCUGGACUCUGUGGAUGUGGAGCUGGAGAACCAGAGGAGGACGGUGGAGAAGCUGCAGGAGAACGGAGCGUCGCUGCAGCACCUCCGACAUCCAGACAGCCGUCUGGUCAGCGAGUCUCUCCCCGCCGUCCUAGAAAAAUUUGAGACUCUCCUCAAACUGUCUGCGUGUCGUCGCGCCGCCCUGGAGGAUCAGCUCCGCCUCUACGUGUACGAGAGAGAGGCCAAAGAACUACAAACAUGGCUGACCUCCAGGAGGACGGUGGCAGAGUCUGAGGACUGUGGACAAGAUCUGGAGGAUGUGGAGGUCCUCCAGAAGAAGCUGGAGGUUCUGGUGUCGGAGGUGUCCGGUCUGGGUCGCAGCCGGCUGACCUCGGUGCAGCAGCUGGGUCGGGGGCUGCAGCAGGACGGUCAGGCCCGGAGGAGGGACGACGCUCUGAGCCGGCUGUGGGACGAACUGAACGGCAGCAUCAGAACCAGAGAGCAGAACCUGCAGGCAGCGAGGGAAGUCCACCAGUUCAACCACGACGUGGACGAGCUGAAGGGCUGGAUGUUAGAGAAGGAGGCGGUUCUGGACUCGGAGGAUCAGGGACACGACCUGCAGGCGAUCCAGACUCUGCUGAGGCAACACGAGGCUCUGGAGACCGACCUGCUGCUGAUCUCAGAGGAGGUGACCCGGUGCAGCGAGGCGGGCCGGGCUCUGAGCCGACGGCAGCCUCGGGUCAGAACCUCGGUGGCUCAGCGGCUGGAGGAGCUGCAGAGCUGCUGGACCAGCAUCCAGGACAAAUCCUCCCAGCGCCGGGCCAGACUGGGCCAGGCCGAGGACGUCCAGAGAUACUUCUCCCAGUGCUCCGAGCUCAUGGCCUGGCUGAAGGAGAUGCUGUCCCUGGUGAAGGUGGACAUCAAGAGUUUGGAGGGAAGCGACCUCGAGCAGCUCAUCAAAAAACACAACGAGUACCGAGUCCAGAUGGACCGGCAGCUCAGCAGAUCUCAGGCUGUGAAGGACGAAGGACGGCGGCUGAUGGAGGACAGAAACUUCAUGUCUCAGGAGGUGGAGGAAUGGAUCUGUGACCUGGAGGAUCUGGAGCUGCAGCUGGAGAAGGUUUGGGAGGAGAGUCGGCUGCUGUACCAGGAGGAGCUGGAGAUCAGCCUCCUGCAGAAGGAGCUGGACCAGGCCGAACGCUGGCUGAGCUCCUACGAAGCAACGCUGACCGCUGAAGACUACGGGGAUUCUGUGUCGGAUGUGUUGGAGCUGCUGAAGAGGCAGGAGGACCUGGAGGCCAUGAUCCAGACUCAGAGCGAGAAGUUCAUCGCUCUGCAGAAGAAGAAAACUCAGAGGGAGAAGAGACUCGGUCUUCACGGACCUGAGGACAGAGAUCUGCACUACAGAAGACCUCCAGCCAGAGUUUCCUCCCUGAGGAGAAAACCAUCAGAACCAAAGACCUCCAGGACCUCCAGAGACGUCGUACGUCGACUGAGCAUCGGCAGACCGACGGACCGAACGCUCAGACAGAAGACAGACGUCAUCAGUCCUCAGGGUCCAUCUGUCCAUCCUGCAGCUUCAGCCAGCAGUCCUCCUGGUCGUCCCAACGUUGUGGUGGCCCACAGAAUCAGGAACAGACGCUCCUCUUCUUCUUCAUCCUCUGAGUCCUCCUCACUUGAAGAGCUUCAAUCCAGUCCCAGACCUCCUCAGUCUCCUUCAUCUCCUAAAACCUCCUCACCUGUAGAACCUCAUCCUAGAUCCAGACCUCCUCAGUCUCUUCCUCCCAAGCCUCCUUCAUCUCCUAAAACCUCCUCCUCACCUCCAGAACCUCGUCUCAGAUCCAAAAGUCCCUCAUCUCAUAAAUCCUCCUCCUCACAUGUAAAACCUCGAUCCAGACCUCCUCAAUCUCUUCCUCCCAAACCUCCUUCAUCUCCAAAAUCAUCCUCCUCAUCUCCAGAACCUCUACUCCGAUCCGAAAAUCCUUCAUCCCCUAAAAGCUCCUCACCUGUUAAACCUUGUUCUAGAUCUCCUCAGUCUCCUCCUCCUUCUCCUGAAACCUCCUCCUCUCCUCAAGAACCUCGCCUCAGAUCCAGAUCUCCUCCAUCUCCAAAAACCUCCUCCUCUCGUCCAGAACCUCGUCUGAGAUCCAAAAGUCCCUCGUCUCAUAAACCCUCCUCCUCACCGGUAAAACCUCGUUCCAGAUCUCCUCAGUCUCCUCCUUCAUCUCCUAAGUCGUCCUCCUCUCCUCCAGAACCUCGCCUCAGAUCCAGACCUCCUUCAUCUCCCUCCUCUCCUGCAGACCUUCGACCCAGAUCCAAACCUCCUCUGGCUCCAAAGCCCAGGUUCUUCUCCUCAGACGGGACGUCUGGACGUCGCUCCGAGUCCCGGGUCCAGGUGAAGAAGCUCACCACCCCACCUGACUCCCCUCCACUAAUCAGGAAGCUGGUUGCUCCCACUGAGGCUCCUCCUCCACCGGCUGCAGGAAGACGUCCUGAAUCACCGGAGCAGUUUGAUGUUCCUGAUUCUCAGCCGGUGACAUCACCACCAAUCAGAGAGGAGGAUUCAGAGUCACAUGACCUGGCUGCUCCGUCUCCUCCACAGCAACAGAAGACGAUGGAUCUACCUGAGGAACCACCAACACCUGUGGUGACUGGCGGACAGCCAAUCAGAAUGGAGGGAACGCUGGAGAUCAAACUGAAACAAGCAGGAAACAAGGGUCUGGAGCACUGGGAGGAAGUAUUCGCUGUUCUUCAAGGACAAACUCUGAGCCUGUUUAAAGACCAAGCAGCUGCUGCAGAGAGGACCUCUAGGUGGCCUCCUAUCAACAUGGUUGGAACCAUCUGCAGGGAAAACAAGUUCUACAGGAGGAAGGAGAACACCUUCAAGCUGAAUCUGGAGGAUGGAUCUCAGUUCAUGUUCUCAGCGUCCACCAAAGACCUGCAGCUGCUCUGGGUGAAGAAGCUGCAGAACCGAGCCGACUCGUCCAGCAGCGACUCAGAAGACUCCGGGAGAGCUUCAUCCGUUAACCUGAGUCUGGAGAAACUGGCUGAAGCUCCAGAGGAUUCGUCCUCCAAACAUCUGGACCGGAGAGCUGAGAGCCUGGAGAGACAAGCAUCUACAGAGGGUCAGCCUCCACCCAAACCCCCCCACACCUACUACAACAGACACUCCUACCCCGAGGGAGGGGAGGGGCUCCAGACAGGUUUCCAGAGCAACCACCAGAACCAGCCUCCACCAGAACCUCCAUCUGGACCUCCUGCCCAGGACCGGCCCACCACAACCCCCCAGCCACCAGAAGACUCCAUCAAACCCAGGAUGAACGUCUUCAGGAAGUUCUUCAGCAAGAAGUAGAUCAGCACUCAGCAUCCUUCACAAUAAAAGUCCAAUAAUCACAUUUUACAGAUAAUUAAAGUGCUUCAAACACAGAAAGCCUUAAAGAGAAACGAGAUGAGAGAAGAAUCAGAUGAACUUUUUAUCUUCUGAUUCAUUUUUAAUUAAAGCCCUUCAGCUCUGAGGAACCAGAACAUCAUGAAGAACCAGAGAGGACUCAGGAAAACUUCAAAUGUUCCUCCACAUACUGCAGAUGU
This is a messenger RNA of Acanthochromis polyacanthus (spiny chromis), 14064 nucleotides long. RefSeq names its product spectrin, beta, non-erythrocytic 5 (gene sptbn5). Gene Ontology annotation, biological process: actin cytoskeleton organization. Gene Ontology annotation, molecular function: actin filament binding. The record is from RefSeq and is a predicted model, not a curated record. Gene Ontology annotation, cellular component: cortical actin cytoskeleton; cell junction; plasma membrane. The coding region runs from base 1820 to 13828 and encodes 4002 amino acids. Lineage: Eukaryota; Metazoa; Chordata; Actinopteri; Pomacentridae. The transcript has 75 exons.